Centruroides sculpturatus (bark scorpion) is the source of this 4172-nucleotide messenger RNA. RefSeq names its product zinc finger protein 397-like. Lineage: Eukaryota; Metazoa; Arthropoda; Arachnida; Scorpiones; Buthidae. The record is from RefSeq and is a predicted model, not a curated record. Bases 2296 to 4023 code for a protein of 575 amino acids. The transcript is spliced from 7 exons.
UAGCGUUUUAUAAAUGUGUUUCCUUUCAUAUAUUCGAUGUGUUUUGGACAUGUCUAGCAUGUAUGUCUCUAUUGUAAAUAAAAUUAAGAGAAAAAACGUUGGUGUAUUGUUUAUAAACAACUAGUAAUUAUUAACCUUCAUAUAAGAUGGUGGCAUGACUUCUUUAGUUAAAAUUUGGAUAAUUCUAAAUCAGUCUUAAUUUUCUGAAAAGCCUGAUAAUACUCUUAUAGUUAAUGCAUGUUUGACAAUUAACAGGAUUCAUCUUCCAAUUGUUCUGAUUAAUGACAAUAAAUACAUGUGAAAAUAUGAUUCAAUUUUUCUUAAAUUCAUAUCAAAAAGCAGGCGUGAAGGACAAGCUUUUUGUGAACAAUUCCAAUAUUUAUAUUUUACAAAAAUUCUAACAAGCUGUUAAUAAGUAAUGAUUCUUCUUUCAUAUCAAUGAAAUUAUUUUAAUCAAUUCUUUUAUAUAUAAUUAUAGAUUCAUUUAUGUUGAGCUUUAUUUAUUCUUUUUAGGUAAGGCAUGGUGCCAAGAAAAGAGAAAAGAAUUCAUUAUUUCGAUGGUGUGGACCCACAGUCACUGAGUUGUUGAAGGGUAUAACAGGAUGCACCCAGACUCCUCUGAAUCCAGAUACCUGCUGAUCUAUAUUCAGCUUGUUCAAUUCUUUGGCAACUUAUUAGUGAUCACAGGUCCUCACCAGCAUAGUAAUGAGUUCAUUCUUCUUUAUUUGUCACCAUGCUUUAUCUGUAAAAGAAUAUACAUAGAUCAACACAAUUAUGGAUCUAGACUUAUGCAUCACACAGAAUAUAUAUACAGUCUGAUCCAUAAGUCUAGAUGUAGAUUGUAAUCAUAUACACUACAAUCAUAAUUUAAGCAUUCUAAUUUUGUACAUAAUAAUGAAAUCUAAUUCUUGCAUGUUGUGAUUGAUGAGAAGUUUGGAUGCUCUAGGCAACUCGUUGCCAACUGCCAGUCUAUUUUAUUUAAUAAUAUAAUUAUAUAAUUUAUUACUCAUUACUCGGUGCCAUGUAAAAGAAUAAAGAAAGACCAAAGAAAAAUUUUACAAAAUCAAUAUUGUAAAUUCAAUUGUAAAAUAAUGUGUGCAAUGCUUAAAUAAUAGCAAUUAUUUAAGCAAUACUUACCUUAUUCUACAUAAAUCUUACAUUAAGUUAAAUAUAAAUGUAAUAAAUGAUUUGUAAAUUAAAGAAAAAUAACUUAAACAGAAAGAAAUUGGCAUUAUUGAGCAGAUGAAUUAACACAAAUAGAAAGGAAUUAGUAUUAACAAAUAGAUGAUUUAGGUAUAUCAACUUUAUUAAAUAUGUAGAUAAUUAUCAAAGGCUGGUUACAGUUUGGAUAGAAGUGUAAUAUUUAAGCAUUUAACAAGUUCAGGUUAAAUAAUUUGGGAUAGAUGAAAGAACUACAACUAUUGUGUAAAGCAGUGUUUCUCAGUUUUUUCUACUUGGAGACCAGCAAAAUUAUGGACAAUUUUACACGGACCAGUAAUUACAUGUAGCUAUGAAUUAUGCUUAUGUAAGUAACAAACUACAUACAGUAAUGCUAGAUUAAUAUUUAAAUGACAUCCAUAAACAACUGUGCCAGCAUCAGUACAUUUAGAUAUGUUUUUGCAGAUCAGCAUUUGAAAAACAUUAGCGUAAAGGGGUCAUAUUAAGAAUGGAAAUAUUAGCAUGAAUCUACAAUGGAUUAUGCAUUUGUUAAUUAACUGAAUAUGCAAAAAUAUUUCUGAUACUGUGAUUAUUACUUACUAAUUACAAGUAUUGUAAACUAUAUUAUUAUUGUUAUGUAUCUGUUUACAUGAGAUCCUCAAAAAAUUGCUGACUGAAGACAGGUUUAUAAGUCUGAAAUGCAUUUUAACAAAACAAAAUGUUUACUAAGAUUGCAUAAUUAGUUACUAUUUGUUUAGAUAUACCCUCAUUACAGAUAUUAACUUUUAUCACUGCUAUAUGAGUUAAUUUUGAAGCACUGUGCUCUUUGGCUGGUUAUUUCUUGAUCAUCCCUUACAUGUUACAUUAUUACAUGAAACAUGAAAUACAUAGUACUCGAUGCACUAAAACACAUAAAUCAGUUUCUGUAUUGUCUGAAAUUUUGUUUAUUUGAAAGAUAUCAUUCUCAACAAGUUCAGGACUGUUUGGUGUGAGAAAAAUCAAGCUAAUAAAAGUAUUAAAGUGAUUAGAAGAUACCAGUAUAAUCCUGUAUUUAUUUCUUGGGUCUCACAUCACCUAGUGGAAGUUGGGUCUCGCAUCACUACAAGUUGCUACUUUCGGAACCACAAUUAGAAGGGCAUGAACCCCAACCCAGACAUUUCAACAGACAGGAAGAGCUCUGCUAUAAGAGUUGAAAUUCAAAAUAUUGAAAUGCUGAAAAAGCCAUACUGUGCCAAUGCCGACAUUCUUUCUACUUUGGAUCUUGAUAUUACCAACAUCAAACAAGAACCAGAAUGGGAACACGAGAAUGAUAUUACGAGUGCGCUAGAAUUUGAAUCGGAAGAAGUCAAAUUCCAAUGUAACGAACUUAAUAUCGUCAAAGUCGAGCAAGAUAGUUUGGAUCACGUAAUUAAAACAGAAUUGCAAUCUGUUUCCGAAGAUGAAUAUUCUUCAAAUAAUCAAGUAAAUUUUCAGGAAAGUGCCGCUGAUGAUUUCUCAAAUAUUGAACGUGAAAGAAAUUUACAUGUUACACAAGAUACUAAUACUGUAAGUGCUAGAGGGAUUUGUGAGAACAACAGAGAUGAUAUCAAUGGACAAAAUGGCAACAAUAUCAAUGUAGUGUUUGUGCCUGUUGUUGUUAACUACGUACCUGUUUUAAAAUCUAUUCUUCUGAAACCUGCAAAUGUUCCCAGUAAAAAUCAAGUGGAAUUUGAAAACAAAGAAGUUGAGAAAAUUUCCGAAGAAUUUUGGAGAAAGUGCACUUCUAGAGAUUUUUUUCGCAUGAUGGACUCGGAAUUUGAAGAAAUAGACAUUGAUCAGAGAAUAGCAUCAGAUUUUAAGUUUGCCGUUAAGCUUGGUGUGCAACCGAUAGAAGCCAUCUGUAGUAAUUGCUCAUUUCGCAGGAAAUUAUUUUACACAGAACAUGAUAAUUCUGUAUGUUUUAGAUGUAACGAAUGCAAAACGAAUAGUUCGCCAUUUGACGGUACAUUCAAGGGCAAAUUCGGGCAUGUUUCGUGGGAGUGUAUUUUUUCUUUUAUAUGGCAUUUAUUAUGUAUUGAGUGUUCUUUAACUAAUACUUGUAUGGCAGUUGGCAUCAGUACAUGUAUUUCAAUGGAUUGGGCUAACUAUGUGCGGCUUGUUAUGAGGAUUUCUGUAAGUAAUAUGUCAAACAUUAAAGUUGGUGGUCCAGGAAAAAUAGUUGAAAUAGAUGAAACUCUAAUUAUUAAAAGAAAAAACAAAGAAGGUCAGAAUUUGAAAGAAACUCUUUGGGUUGUUAGAGGAGUAUGUCGUCAAGAUAAUGCGUGCUUUGUAUGCAAAGUGAAUGACAGAUGCGAACAAUCUCUUAACUGGGUAAUAUCGAAAUAUGUAAAUUCAGGAAGCACUGUCUGUAUGGACGACUCGAAAGGAAUAGAUAUUACGCAUAAGAGCACGAAACAUGCUGAAAAUGUUGACCCAGAAACCGAUGUGCAUAUUCAAACAAUAAAACAUUUGUGGCGUUGUUUAAAAAAUAGAAAAAGUGUGCCCAUGCAUUUCACUAAAGAUUUAUCGGAUUCUUACUUAUAUUUCUUUAUGUAUAAGAAGAUGUUCAGAUGGGAACGAUUAAAACCUGGAGAACGUUUCGAAUUAUUUGCUAAGCAUUUGAGUUGGAUUUAUCCCGGACCAGGUAACACCCCUAUUUGGAAAGAGCCAGAAACUGUGCCUACAGCCCCAGAAAUGGACACUGAGAAGAAAGAUAAUCAUAAAAAUGAGAAUUUGGAAACGUCAUCUAAAAAUACAGUUAAAUCGUCUUUAAAGAGAAAGGGUGAAGGUUGUAAAAGUUCAGAAGAAACAUGUUCAAUGUCCAAAGAAAAGAAGAAAGGGAAUUAAAACUAUGGAAAAAACAGGCCUUUUCGCUGCAACAUUUGCCAAAGAAGUUUUAAGUUGAAGGCAGAUUUGGCAAGGCACGAGAGACUCCAUUCCGACGACACUCCAUUCUCUUGUAACAUCUGCAAAAUGAGGUUUAAACUGAAAACCUA